Molecule: messenger RNA, 612 nt
Organism: Hyaloperonospora brassicae
Lineage: Eukaryota; Oomycota; Peronosporomycetes; Peronosporales; Peronosporaceae
Source: the annotation of a GenBank genome assembly
AUGGAGACACCCGCGACGACGCUCCGGUGGACGACACUCGAGACGUCAAUGCAGCUGCAGUCGGGUCACUUGUUCUGGCUCCACGUGACGCUCCGGAUCGUGCUCAAGCGCGAGCUCGUCGACUGCGCCCCCAGUCGAGAAGUGCCCGUGCUGUCCAUCCACCGGUCCCGACCCUUUCGUCGCGACUUGGAGAUCGAACUGAGCGCACGCGGCCGUCAGUUUCCCGUCGAGAUGCUGCCCGUGUCGGCCCACGACGUGCGGCGCCGGCGCUUCGGCCUCGUGUACGGCCCCCGACGCAAACGCCUUCGCCUCUGUGCACCGACUGUGGCCACGUACGACCGCUGGGAGCCGCUGCUGGCGCUCGCGGUGGCCAAUGCAGCGACCGAACGCCCAACGUGUCGUUUGAAAUGGCUGUCGCCGGCCACGUCGCGCAGCGGCUUCUCGGCGCGCGAAGCGAGCAGCGCGUUCUCGGACGAGUUUGGCUUUAGUGACAACGACAACGCCGCCGACGGGGACGAGGGCAGCGACUGGCGAUGCCACUGGCUGCGGGAGACACAGCGGACGCCAAGUACCAGCAGCAGCAGCAGCAGCAGUAGCGUUGUCGACUCGUGA